Messenger RNA from Microthlaspi erraticum, 1005 nucleotides. The record is from the annotation of a GenBank genome assembly. NCBI's taxonomy places the organism in Eukaryota, Viridiplantae, Streptophyta, Magnoliopsida, Brassicales, Brassicaceae.
AUGGGAAAGGACUCGAUGGCGCCAACGGUGAACGAUCACGAUCAAGCUCAACAGCAGCAGAAUCUCGACGUUGAGAAUCCUGAAUCUCCUCAAGCCUCUAGUCGUCGGAGCCGUUUCUGGCGACUAUUUACUCUCGCGUGUAUCGUCGUUUUGCUCUUUAGCAUUGCGGUUAUGCUUUCAGCCAUAUUCUUGCUGUUCCCGCGUCAACCGCCCUCUGGAUUCGACGCCGACGUCACAACUAAACGUGCAUCGAUACAGGCAUACUUUAAGCUCCGUAAACCAGCUUCUGAGGUUAUUUCGCAUAAAGAAAGACUAGAGCAUGAUAUCUCUCAGAGUAUACAUCUUUCCAACACAAAGGUGACUAUUCUGUCUAUUCAUCAUUCAGGUUCACCUGACUACACAGAUGUGGAGUUUGCUGUUCUGCCUGACGCUAACGGCACUGCAAUAAGCGAACACUCGUUAACCUCACUGCGGUCGACUUUUGUGAAGCUGUUUGGUGAAAGAUUGAAGCUGAAUCUGACCACAUCAGGUUUAGGGAAGGCAGCCUCAUUUCAGGUUUUGAAGUUUCCCGGGGGAAUAACUGUGGAUGAUCCGUCGGAGUUUAGGCCAAGACACUUCUCUGGAGGACUAGAGUUUCGGCUCAACUUCACUCUCCAAAAAUCGAUAUUCAAAAUACGAAGGGAACUUGAUCAGCUAAAGGAUACACUUGAGCAGGUGUUCAUAUCUUUGGAUCCAUGUGAUCAUGUUUAUGCUCAACUCACGAAUCAAGAAGGAUCUACGGUAUCUCCUCCGGUCAUUGUUCAGACUUCUAUGUAUCUAUUUGGAUACAAUCCUCACCAGAAAUUGGACAGUCUUGCUCGGAUCAUUCGAAAAUCCAGUGCUGAAAAUCUCGGUCUAGACAAAUCGGUUUUCGGCGACGUCAAGAAUAUUACUUUCUCAACUCACAUGGACAGGAAAUAUCUUGAUUCUGCAGAUUCGGUAUUGGCACCAGCGCCAAGUUCUUGA